Molecule: messenger RNA, 1230 nt
Organism: Pygocentrus nattereri (red-bellied piranha)
Lineage: Eukaryota; Metazoa; Chordata; Actinopteri; Characiformes; Serrasalmidae
Gene: prl
Product: prolactin
Exons: 5
Coding region: 73-708 (211 amino acids)
Biological process (GO): positive regulation of cell population proliferation; response to nutrient levels; positive regulation of receptor signaling pathway via JAK-STAT
Cellular component (GO): extracellular region
Molecular function (GO): hormone activity
Source: RefSeq, a predicted model, not a curated record
GGAUGUGACAGAGAACGUGGGAAAUCCAUCAUAUAGAGUGAGGAAGAAGAAGAAGGACUGAAAGAAGCAAAAAUGGCCCGACUCUCCCAAAGUACCAGACUGCACCUGGCAGUGACAGUCCUGAUGUGUGUCUUUGUCUCUGCUGAUGGAGUCAGCCUGAACGACCUGCUGGAGAGAGCCUCCCAACUCUCGGACAAACUCCACUCACUCAGCACUUCCCUCACCAACGACCUGGACUCUCACUUCCCACCAAUGGGAAAGAUUAUGAGACCAUCUAUGUGCCACACUUCCUCUCUCCAAAUCCCCAAUGAUAAAGAUCAGACUCUCAGAGUGCCGGAGAACGAGCUGCUGUCUCUGGCUCGUUCUCUAUUGCUGGCUUGGUCGGACCCUCUGGCUCUUCUCUCGUCUGAGGCCACCACCCUGCCCCACCCUGAGCGCAACACCAUCAACAGCAAAACCAGAGAGCUGCAGGACCAUACCAACAGCCUGGGAGCAGGUCUGGAGCGCCUUGUCCACAAGAUGGGCCCAUCCUCUGAGGCUCUCUCCUCUCUCCCUUUCCACAAUAAUGAUCUGGGUCAAGACAGAAUCUCCCGCCUGGUCAACUUCCACUUCCUCUUGUCCUGCUUCCGCAGGGACUCCCACAAGAUUGACAGUUUCCUCAAAGUUCUCCGGUGUCGGGCAGCCAAGAUGAGACCUGAGAUGUGUUAGAGAGUCGCCAUUCUGGCUCAUUACCACCCUCUGUCAGUCAGCAGUGGUACUGAACCACAGUGGGUCACAGUUUGCUUAUAAUUAAAACGAGUGAUGCUGAAUGUGUCUGUCAAAUCCCAGAGCUCUCAGAUGGUCAGUGUUUCUGGCUGAGCUGUGAUGUGUGAUCUUCUAAUCUGUGUUCCACAUCAUCUGACUAAUUUACCUUUCAUACUUGAAUAAAGUAACUGAAGAGCAGAGCAGAUUUUUGCUUUCUUGUUCAAUUUAUUAAAGCCAACCACUGAUGAGGAAAUGUUCAUGUUGGUUUUGAGGUUAUUGUAUAAACUGAGGCGACACAGAGCAGCACUUCAGAUCACUCGUUUAACUUGGGCUAUUGAGUUUGCACUUUAGACAACACCAAUGUAUUUAUCUAAGUACAGAAGUAGGAUUCUUAGCUAGUUUUCCUCCAUGUGUUCUUCAUGAAUGUCACAUUCAAACAGCUGUCACAUCACAAUGUCAAUAAAUGUUCAUCAUGCAUAAUGAAAA